Molecule: messenger RNA, 894 nt
Organism: Punctularia strigosozonata HHB-11173 SS5
Lineage: Eukaryota; Fungi; Basidiomycota; Agaricomycetes; Corticiales; Punctulariaceae
Exons: 1
Coding region: 1-894 (297 amino acids)
Source: RefSeq, a predicted model, not a curated record
AUGAAGCACUGGCCGCAGAAAGCUGCUGUAUCCUCCAAUGCGAAGAGACCACCGGCAGAGAUACCUGAUACCGCUCCUGCGACGAGCAAACGUCCUCGGAAGGCCCCCCUUCAACUUCCACAGGAGAUCCUCGAGGAGAUCAUUGACGAGGGAGAGUUCAAGGCAUGGAGUCUGGUAUGCAAAUCGAUGCUGCCCCGUGCUCGCGCCAACAUGUUCCACAAUCUGUACAUUUGCAAUGUGACCCAGGUCGACGCCCUCAUUUCCCUUCCUAACAGCGAAAUGGCCAUCUUCGCCUACGUGCGCGUACUCAAGCUAUGCCAUUCCCCCGUUCUCGGCUUGCGUGAAGCCUCGUCCGCAUGGGCGAUGUCGUGCCUCCCCGUUCUGCUCCAGCGCAUGCCCAUGUUGCGAUGCCUGCAUUUGAUCGGAUUUCAGGCGCACGACUCUACCACAGCGGGCGCUAUACACGCCAUUCGCGUACACCCGCACCUCACCUCCAUCACAUUCCGCAGCUGCGAAUCUCUCCCGGCAUUCUUCUUCUCUAUCCUCUCCGCGUUUUCUCGUAUCUCUUUUCUCACGUUGGAUAACGCUGGGUUCAUACCUUGGGAGGUCAAUCACUACAGACCCCCACCCCGGAUGUUGCGCAUCGAUGCACUCUGCCUCAACUUCGCUAACAUGCGACCAGAGCUUGCGUGGCUGAAGAGGACGCUCGAACCUGGUAGCUUGCAGGAGCUCCGAUUCAUUUCGCAGUAUGACUACUGGACGGGCCGUGUGGACUGUGCAGCGCUGACUCCGUUUUGCGCGAGUCAUCGAUUGAGUCUGCGGAUCCUUGAAAUCAAAACAUUGCUGUCGACAGAUUAUCGAGGUCCGCUACGAGAUGCUCUCUUCCUAGAAUAA